AUGGAUGAGCUGGUUCAUGACUUAGCCUCAGCCUUGGAGCAGACGUCUGAGCAGAAUAAGCUUGGUGAGCUCUGGGAGGAGAUGGCUCUGAGCCCGCGGCAGCAGAGGCGGCAGCUUCGCAAACGGAGAGGCCGGAAGCGCCGUUCAGACUUCACUCACCUGGCAGAGCAUACCUGCUGCUACAGUGAGGCCUCCGAGUCCAGUCUGGAUGAGGCUCUCAAGGACUGUCGAGAAAUGGCCCCUGUCACCAAUUUCAGUGACUCUGAUGACACGAUGGUAGCCAAACGGCACCCAGCUCUCAACGCCAUUGUUAAGAGUAAGCAGCAUUCUUGGCAUGAAUCUGACUCCUUUACUGAAAAUGCACCCUGUCGACCGCUCAGGCGCCGGCGGAAGGUGAAGCGAGUGACGUCAGAGGUGGCUGCCAGCCUUCAGCAGAAGCUCAAAGUGUCAGAUUGGAGCUAUGAGAGAGGCUGCAGGUUCAAGUCGGCCAAGAAGCAGCGUCUGUCCCGCUGGAAGGAGAAUACUCCCUGGACCUCAUCAGGUCACGGGUUGUGUGAAUCAGCAGAAAACAGGACUUUCCUAAGCAAAACGGGAAGGAAAGAAAGGAUGGAGUGUGAAGCAGAUGAACAAAAACAGGGCUCUGAUGAGAACAUGUCAGAAUGUGAAACCAGCAGUGUGUGUAGCAGCAGUGACACGGGGCUCUUUACCAACGAUGAAGGCCGGCAAGGGGACGAUGAGCAGAGUGAUUGGUUCUAUGAAGGAGAAUGCGUCCCAGGAUUCACUGUCCCUAAUCUGCUGCCCAACUGGGCUCCUGACCACUGCUCUGAAGUAGAGAGAAUGGAUUCUGGACUGGAUAAACUUUCCGAUUCCACAUUCCUUUUACCUUCUCGACCAGCUCAAAGAGGGUACCAUGCUCGCUUUAAUCGUCUGCCUGGAGCUGCAGCUCGAUGCCUCAGAAAAGGGCGAAGAAGGCUUGUGGGGAAGGAGUCCAGCAUAAGUAAUCUGGGUACUGAGAGGAUAGGCCACCUCAUUAGUGACCCUCGUCAGAAAGAAAAGAAUAAAGCCUUGGCUUCCGAUUUUCCUCACAUUUCUGCUUGUGCACAUGAGUUUAAUCCUCUCUCUCCCCUUUACUCCCUGGAUGUUCUUGCUGAUGCUUCUCACCGAAGAUGUUCACCAGCACACUGCUCUGCCAGGCAGGCAAACAUACACCUGGGGCCCCCAUGUUCACGUGACAUCAAGAGGAAACGGAAACCUGUGGCCACAGCGUCUCUGUCCAGCCCAAAUGCCGCUCACAUGGAUGCAGUGGAGUCAGCCACACCAGUGUCACAGGCACCCAGACCUCCAGACUCUGCGUGGCUGGUGAGGACCUCUGCCACAGAGAAAGCCACUGACUCAGCUGCAGCUACGUUUUUUAAAAUGCCACAGGAAAAGAGCCCUGGAUACAGCUAG
Rangifer tarandus platyrhynchus (Svalbard reindeer) is the source of this 1449-nucleotide messenger RNA. The record is from the annotation of a GenBank genome assembly. Lineage: Eukaryota; Metazoa; Chordata; Mammalia; Artiodactyla; Cervidae.